Portunus trituberculatus (swimming crab) is the source of this 864-nucleotide messenger RNA. RefSeq lists its product as uncharacterized. The record is from RefSeq and is a predicted model, not a curated record. The annotation marks the transcript as partial. The transcript is spliced from 2 exons. Lineage: Eukaryota; Metazoa; Arthropoda; Malacostraca; Decapoda; Portunidae.
UUUCAACACUAUUAACAGAAAAACAAUGCUUCAUAACAUUCGAGUAAAAUGUCCCUCUCUGGCACACUAUGUAGAAAACACAUAUAGUGACCCCUCGGAUUUGUACAUAUGUAGUAAUAGUGGUAAUAGUGUUAAGGUGUUAAAGUCCAUGGAAGGGACAACACAAGGUGACCCAGUGGCCAUGGCGAUGUACGCCCUCGGACUUUCAGUGCUGCAACAAGUUAUCUCAUAUGAGAAAACGAGUGUGAAGCAAGUGGCGUACGCGGAUGACCUGUCAGGGGCCGGCAAAAUAACAGACUUGAAAAAAUGGUGGGGCUUAGUGAACGAUAAUGGUCCCAUCAUAGGGUACACACCCAGUGCCGCUAAGUCCGUCCUUAUUGUAAAGCCUGAACACUAUGACAGUGCAGUGGAUAGCUUCAGUGGCAGUGGAGUUAUAAUAACAAAGGAUGGACAGCGGCAUUUGGGUGCUGUCAUCGGAACAGAGGAGUUCAAGAAGGAAUACAUAGGAGAGAAGGUGAAGGAGUGGAUACAUGAGGUGGAGGUCCUGUCUGACAUGGCCAGGACUGAGCCUCAUGCAGCCUACUCCGCCUACACCCACGGCUUGCAGCAUCGAUGGAGAUUCGCCAUGCGCACCAUCCCAGGCAUCAGCCCUCUCCUUGCACCACUGGAGGUCUCGAUAAGGAACACCUUCAUCCCAGCGUUACUGAGAUCCCACACCAUCGGAGAUGGGGAGAGCUGCUCGAACUUCCACCAAGACUGGGCGGGAUGGGAAUCACCUCCCCUAAAGUUAGCGACUGUGGAGAACCUCAACUCCCUCAAGCUCACCAGGUCCCUCACAGAAGAUCAUUGCUCAGGACGCACAUG